UUCAAAACCUAAUUUCACGUAAGAGGCUUCGCUCUUCGGAGCUGCCAAUUUCUGAAUCGCAUUUUCAAGAAUGCCUCGACGAUGGUGCUCUUUUGGUCCCUUAAGCUUAUAACCAAUAACACCAACACCAAAAGUCGAUCCUUUCUCACGUUAUCGACCACAAUUACUUCCUCAUUCUCGCGGUGUGCUUCUCCCUCUAACCCACUAUUCCGAUUGCCUUCCAAUAACGGUCCUCACAGAUUCUUUCCUCAUCUUUCCAAAUGGAUUAUCCCAUUUCAGCAAGGUCCUCUCUUCCUUGCUUGCCCACCAUGGAAGCUCUCUCAGUCCGCCACUCCUCUGUACCUGCAAGGAAAUGGCUUCGUUCGACGAAGGGUUGAAGCGUUGAAUUUGAAUCUGAAUUUACUUCGGGCUCGAACCCGUUUUCCUCUCAAAUUGUUGGAUCGGGUCGAUUCCAGCUCGAAGGAGUCUUCCAAGCACGGUCUCGUGGACAGCUUCGUUAAUGUGCCAAACCUCAUCUCCUUCAGUCGCAUAAUUUCUGGUCCUGUUCUCGGAUGGAUGAUCACAAAUGAGAUGUAUACUUCAUCGAUGAUAGGGUUAGCCAUCUCUGGGGCAACUGAUUGGCUGGAUGGAUAUCUGGCUAGGAAGAUGAAAAUUGAUUCUGUGGUGGGUUCCUAUCUUGAUCCACUUGCAGACAAGGUUCUUAUUGGUUGUGUUGCAAUUGCGAUGGUACAUCAAGAUCUAUUGCAUCCUGGACUUGUUGGACUUGUUGUAUUUCGAGAUGUCUUCCUUGUUGGUGGUGCAGUAUAUUUAAGAGGGAGUAGCUUGGGCUGGAAGUGGAAAAGCUGGUUUGAUUUUUUUAACCUUGAUGGGACUAGUCGUCAAAAGGUUGAGCCACUCUUUAUUAGCAAGGUUAAUACAGUGUUGCAGUUAGCAUUAGUUGCUGCAGCUCUUCUUCAACCUGAGUUUGGAACCCAAGAAACUCAAUCGUACAUUACUUAUCUGAGUUGGUUAGUAGCUUCAACAACAAUAGCAUCAACUGCAGCAUAUGGAGCACAAUACGCACGGAGAUCCGCACUUGCAACGAAGUUAGCUUAGGUUCUCCAUCGAGCUAACCACGUGAGGCACACCCAUAUUGAUAUGAACGAAAUUUAGUGACUGUAUAGAGUCAAUCAAAUUGUUCGCCAUAUACCUGGAGAUACCGAGCAUUCAGUUGUUUCAAUGCACUCAGUCGUGAGGGUCGGUAGAUUUUGUAUUUCUUAGAAGGAUGAAAUUUAAAUGUAAUUUUCUGUUGCUAUCGGCUAACUGAAUCAUGUGUAAUAAGAGUAUAAAAGGAUGUUGCGUGCGAAUGGAAAAUUAUAAUUCUUGUAUUA
Messenger RNA from Prosopis cineraria, 1370 nucleotides. Its product is annotated as cardiolipin synthase (CMP-forming), mitochondrial. The record is from RefSeq and is a predicted model, not a curated record. Gene Ontology annotation, molecular function: cardiolipin synthase activity. Gene Ontology annotation, cellular component: membrane; mitochondrion. NCBI's taxonomy places the organism in Eukaryota, Viridiplantae, Streptophyta, Magnoliopsida, Fabales, Fabaceae. The coding region runs from base 82 to 1095 and encodes 337 amino acids. Gene Ontology annotation, biological process: cardiolipin biosynthetic process. The transcript has 8 exons.